This is a messenger RNA of Protobothrops mucrosquamatus (brown spotted pit viper), 1182 nucleotides long. It is a transcript of the gene HAUS4, whose product is annotated as HAUS augmin like complex subunit 4. Gene Ontology annotation, biological process: centrosome cycle; spindle assembly. Gene Ontology annotation, cellular component: HAUS complex. The transcript is spliced from 10 exons. Lineage: Eukaryota; Metazoa; Chordata; Lepidosauria; Squamata; Viperidae. The coding region runs from base 51 to 1115 and encodes 354 amino acids. Gene Ontology annotation, molecular function: microtubule minus-end binding. The record is from RefSeq and is a predicted model, not a curated record.
AGCGGCCACGCCCUCCCGUGACGUCACAGUUUCCCCGAAAAACAGGCGGAAUGGCGGCUUCGGGAGCUGUGGAUGCUAAUUUCCUGCAACAAGGUUGUAGGAGCCAGCUGCCCCCUUGCUCGCUGACCGUCGAGGAUCUCUCUGCUUAUCCUGGCUUGGCUAACCUCCUUACGGAUCUGAAAAAACACAUCGAUCCUUCGGGGAUGAGCAUCGCUUUGGCCCAGCCGUUGGAAGAGGCAAGGAAAGAACUGGAGAUGCACCGGGCCAACUGGUUAAAGUGGGAAGCCCUCCACCGGCUUUUGCAGGAAGCUUUGCUGGAACUGGGAGCCGAUCCUGCCCCCCAGGAGAAAAAAUUCCUGGAAACCCUGGAACAGCAACUGCUGGUAGCGGAGUUGAAACGGAUGCUUGAUCUGGAUUCUUGCCUGCCAAACGCCCGUCCGUCUGUCUUAGGCCUGCAGCCGGGUCAUUUAACGGAGUAUCUCCCUGCUCACCAAGACCUGGAACAAGUGCACAAACAUCUCCCAGCCAAGGUAGAGAAGCUUCUGAAGGCCAAAUGUUUGGAUGUUCUCGGUUACUAUCGUCCGGAAAGUGAUAACGUGGGAGCCGCAGCCCAGACGAUUAUGCUGGGCGCCCUGGCCGAGAGCCUCGCCACAGAGAAGCAGCAUUUGAAGGAGGCCAGAACUGACCACCAAGAACUGACCGGAUGUCUGGAACAGCAAAAAGCCGUUUAUCCCCAGGUCCUGUUGCGUUGUUUAGGCCUAUUGAAACGCUUUGCUCGUGAGUUUCGCCUCGGGGUCCAAUCCGAACUGGACCAGCUCAACACCCUGUAUCUGGAGAUUAAAUGCAGCGCUAUGCUUCUCAAGAUACGGUUUGAGGAAGUGAAGAUCCUGUUGGACACUUACACACCUGAGGUGGUGAACGUGCAUCGGAUAAUGAGGGACAAACUGCAGGCCAGCCUGAGCCAAGAAGAACUAGACCUGGCCACUUCGCGUGAUAUCCUUUCGAAUUACGAGAUCCUCGGGCCGGAAUUUGAGGAGUUAGUCAAAGAAUACACGCAGCUGCAAGAAAUCAUUCAGAACCGCCGGUGGGUGCUGACCAAGUUCAGCGAAGACUGAGGAGGCGGUGAGGACGGCCACAUGAUUUGCAGAAAAUUGAAAAACAGCGCACAAUAAAUAUCGCAGA